Dendronephthya gigantea is the source of this 3392-nucleotide messenger RNA. RefSeq names its product probable 2-oxoglutarate dehydrogenase E1 component DHKTD1, mitochondrial. Gene Ontology annotation, molecular function: thiamine pyrophosphate binding; oxoglutarate dehydrogenase (succinyl-transferring) activity. NCBI's taxonomy places the organism in Eukaryota, Metazoa, Cnidaria, Anthozoa, Malacalcyonacea, Nephtheidae. The transcript has 25 exons. The coding region runs from base 219 to 2969 and encodes 916 amino acids. Gene Ontology annotation, biological process: tricarboxylic acid cycle. The record is from RefSeq and is a predicted model, not a curated record.
CCAUUGUUUACUUUUGAAUCGAUCUUUCGACCUAUUUUGUACAACAAUUUCGUCCAAACAAAGACUAAAAAAAAGCUCUGCAGGACGCCGUUUCCCCCCCGGAUUUAUACCUCAUGAGGUACUUUCAGAUAGAAUAGCCGGGGGCGAAAAGGAAUGUUAAAUAAAUACACGUAUCAACGUUUUUUUGAGCAAAACUAAAAGCAGAGUUUUCUAAAAAGAUGUUAAAUUUAAGAUAUUGCCGAAAAGUGUUUCCUAGGAGUGUAUUUUCGCGUGGAUAUAAGGCAAAAACUAAUAGAUUUGGAUAUAAAGAAACCUUGCUGGAAGAGGAUGCAACAUCUCAAGUUGAUAGAAGAAUUGCUUCUGAACACUAUAAUCUUGUUGAACUGGUUUCAAAGUAUAGAGACUAUGGUCAUAAGAAAGCGUUUAUAGAUCCACUUAAACAACUGCCAAGAUAUGCAGAAGAGCUUGAAAAUGACUUGUCAAUAUUGAUUGGAUCUCAAAAUGAUGAGAGAUAUGAUUUAUCAGGAAUUUUUCAUAUGCCAAAACAGGGAGCAGCUACCAUAGAGGAAAUUAUUGAAGGUCUUGAAAGGACAUAUUGUGGACAUCUCUCUGUUGAAGUGAAUCACAUCUCAAAUGAACAAGAAAAACUCUGGAUUGCAAGGAAAGUAGAAGAAAGCAUGACAUUUUCUUUAAAUGCAGCAGAAAAAAAGCAUUUUGCCAGACUUCUUAUGAAAGCAAAGGUGUUUGAUGAUUUUGUGGCAAAGAAAUUUCCAACGUAUAAACGCUACUGUGGAGCUGGUGCUGAAAGUGCCUUGGCCUUCGUUGAUCAGUUGUUCUCCACUUCAUCUGCUGAAUAUGGAAUUGAGGACAUUGUGAUUGCCAUGGCUCACAGAGGAAAGCUUGAAUUGCUAACUUGUGUUCUCGGGCUUCCUCCAGCGACGAUAUUUUGUAAAGCUAUGGGUAAGUCGGAAUAUCCAGCGAAUCUUGGAACAGGGGAUUUAGCAACACAUUUAUCAAUAUCAACUGAUUUGGACUAUGGUGGAGAAAGACCACUUCACGUUAGCCUCUUACCAAACCCCUCUCAUCUCGAUGCCCAGGACCCGGUGGCGUGUGGCAAGACACGUGCUAAACAACUGCGAUCACGUGAAGGACAUUACAGUAGCGAUCCUAACAGUCGAUGUGGGGACAAGACCCUUUGCUUACAAAUUCACGGGGAUGCAGCGAUUGCUGCCCAGGGGAUAGUCGCGGAGUUGUUGUGUAUGGCAAACCUUCCUCACUACAGUGUCGGGGGAUCAGUCCAUUUGAUUAUCAAUAAUCAACUCGGUUUUACAACCCCCCCUGAACAAGGAAGGUCAUCGCGAUAUUCCAGUGAUGUUGGGAAGAUGAUCGAAUGUCCCGUGUUCCACGUGAAUGGUGACCACCCUGAGGAGGUGAUUCGGGCGUGCCGUUUAGCGAUGGAUUACCGAAUGAAGUUCAGAAAAGAUGUGAUUGUUGACAUGUUGUGUUAUAGAAGAUGGGGUCACAAUGAAAUGGACGAGCCUUCAUUCACUCAACCAACAAUGUACAGCAACAUCGUAUCACGUGAUCGGGUUCCAGACCUCUACCUUCGGACCGUCUCUGAGCAAGGUGUCGACGUUGGUGAUAUCGAUGGUGAACUCGAGGCGUAUAAAAACGUUUUGUCAGAAGAAAUAAAGAAAGCUCAAACGCAUGUACCAGAGGCAGCACAUCUUACCAAACAAUGGGCCGGGAUUCAGCCUGCACAGAAAGGCGUAGUCACUCACUAUGAUACUGGGGUCGAUUUGAACGUUCUGUUAUUUGUCGGUGCCAAAUCUUGUGAGAUUGAACCUGAAGUGACAGUUCAUGCUCAUUUACGUAAAACGUUCUGUGAACCCAGGAUGACGAGACUUCGAGAUGACAGUAAAAUUGACUGGGCUAGUGCCGAGGCCCUUGCGUUUGGCUCGCUGCUUCAUCAAGGACACAAUGUGCGUAUCAGUGGUCAGGAUGUUGGUAGAGGAACAUUCAGUCAUCGGCAUGUGAUGGUGGUCUGCCAGGAUUCAGACAAGAUUUACGUACCUUUGAAUCAUAUGUACCCAGACCAGAAAUCAUUUCUCGAGGUGUGCAACAGUCCACUCUCAGAAGAGGCUGUUUUAGCUUUUGAAUACGGAAUGAGUAUCGAUGAUCCAAACAACUUGAUUAUCUGGGAAGCUCAGUUUGGUGAUUUCUUUAAUGGCGCUCAAGUCAUCAUCGACACUUUUGUGUCUUCUGGCGAAAUCAAGUGGUUAUUCCAAAGUGGUUUAGUGAUGUUACUACCUCAUGGUAUGGACGGAAUGGGUCCUGAGCAUUCUUCUUGUCGUAUUGAACGUUUUCUACAGUUGAGUGACAGCACAGAAGAUGAAGUUGAUGGUGAUGAUGUUAACAUGCAUAUCGUCAACCCUACAACACCAGCACAGUAUUUUCAUUUAUUACGACGUCAGAUUGUUCGAAACUUUAGAAAACCUUUGAUUGUUGCCUCACCAAAACUUCUCCUGAGGUCACCGGUUGCUGUGUCAAAAUUAAGCGAGAUGGCUCCUGGGACACAUUUCGAACCAAUCUUGGGCGAUCAUCACGUUGAGCCAAGUCAAGUAUCACGUGUUAUAUUUUGCUCCGGGAAGUUUUACUAUUCUCUGGCGAAGGAAAGAGAAAACAAAAAUAUUCAAGAUACCGCCAUCAUUCGUCUUGAGGCAUUGACGCCAUUCCCGGCCGAAGCAAUUAAGCAGGAAAUUCAGAAGUAUUCAAAUGCUUCAGAUUUUAUUUGGUGCCAAGAGGAACAUAGAAACAUGGGCGCCUGGACGUUUGUAAAUCCUCGCUUUGAAAACCUCCUUGGUGUAAAGUUACGCUACAUUGGUAGAAGAACCCUGGCCACCCCAGCCGUGGGAAUCAGCCAAGUACACGAGAAGGAAUUGGCUGAGAUAUUGAGCUCUGUGUUUUGACACAAAUCAUGAUUGCAUGGCAUGGCUAAAGUCACUAUUUGAGUAUAUUUACUGAGGAUGGCGCGAGCAGAACUUGAGGGGAAUUGGGAACAAAGAUACCACAUAUGGGAUGUUCAACAUCGAGGUAUUUAAAAUAAAAAUGACAGUGGAUUGGAGCUAAUGGACUCGGCAAAUAUUAUCCGCGGGAGGAAAACUUUCGUGUAGAAAGUGUAAAAGCAUAUUGGACCAGUAGAAAGAGCCACUUGGAUGAAGUAGUUUUGUCCGCCCAUUUGGCCAAAGUCCACUUCCUUGCAUAUUGGCCUAAAUUUAGCAGUUUUCACUUCAGCAAAAAUACAUAUGAUUUAAGCAAUGCUGAACUAAAAUAUGGAAAUAAUAACUUUUUGGAGAUGAAGUAUAUUAAAUAUACAAAGAUUUCCUUUGUUU